CAAUUGCUCACUGUUAUAUCAACCCACUGCCUUGCCAGGUCAUCGUUCGUUUUUGCUUCAAGGUCAUCCACAUUCUUUAAACUAGCCGUCUCUACCAAUCCCCCGGGAGGAAUUCAAUCGUGCGCUUCGGGACAGCUGCCACAUUCUUUUGAACGUCAACAAACACACAGAGCAACUCCUUGCGUCAGUCAAUUUCGAGACAAUCUAUUCUCACGCCUUCGUCUUUGUUUAGGAACCGAGUUCACUAAACUAUCAUUACCUUAUACUAUUCAUCAUGAUGAGAACUGGUGUUGCUGCCCUCGGCGCUCUGUCGCUGAUCAACCUUGCUGCUGCUAAGCCUUCUGGUCACCACCGUCGUCACCAGGAGCUCCACGAGAAGCGUCAGGAGGUAGUCUACGAGACCGACUACUCCUACGUUACCACUCAGCUCCCCAACGUUGUCGUCUUUGUUGACGAGAACGGCGCUCCUUACUCCACCUCCACUGAGGGUCAGGCUGCCGCAACCUCCGCUGCUGCCGUUGUUGCCUCUUCUGCCCCUGUCUACACCGAGGCCGCUGCUCAGCCUGCCUACUCUGAGGCCUCUUCCUCUUCGGUUUACGUCGCCCCCACCCCCACCACUUUGGCCUCCGUCUACAAGGCUGCCAUCUCCAAGGAGUCCUCCACCGAGGCCGCCUCCACUACCCAGGCCCCUAUCCUCUCUGUCUCUGCCGGUAUCUCUUACGGCUCUCAGACUUCCUCCUCCAAGGCCGCUGCCUCUUCCUCUGCCUCUUCUUCCAGCGGCAAGGGUCCCUCGGGAUACGGCGUUGUCUACUCUCCUUACACCGAUGACGGUGGCUGCAAGUCCCAGGAUCAGGUCAACAGCGACUUCGCUACCAUCCACGCCUUCGCCCAGAGCAAUGGCGAUGAGUGGGCCUUCGUCCGCACCUACGGUGUUGACUGCAACCAGGUCUCCACCGUCCUCAGCGCUUGCGAGCAGUACGACCUGAAGAUCUUCGCUGGUGUCUUCAACGUUGACACCGAUGAGACCCUCGCCGCUGACCUGAAGACCUUGACCGAGGCCGCUAACGGCGACUGGUCCAGAUUCAACACCAUCUCCAUUGGUAACGAGGUUGUCAACAGCGGCAAGCUCACUGUUGCUGAUGUUGGCAAGCGUGUCGCUUCUGCCAAGUCUACCCUCUCCGCCGCUGGCUACACUGGUAGCAUUGUCGCUGUCGACACUCUCGUCGCCAUGGUUGCCAACCCCGGACUUUGCGAGUUCUCUGACUACGUUGCCGUCAACUCCCACCCCUUCUUCGACGGUAACGUCCUUGCUGAGGACUCCGGCGAGUUCCUUGUUCAGCAGAUGCAGAGCGUCUCCAACGUCUGUGGUGGUAAGGAGACCUGGAUCACCGAGACUGGCUGGCCCACUCAGGGUAGCAACAACGGUGUCGCUGUUCCCAGCGUCCAGAACCAGAAGUCCGCCAUCGCCUCCAUCAAGAAGGCUGUCACCUCCAACGUCAUCUGGUUCACUGCCUUCAACGACAUGUGGAAGACCAACAGCGCUUCCACCUUCAACGCUGAGCAGUACUGGGGUAUCUGCAACUAAGACUGUACAAAGCGCUUAGGAAAAAUUUUGUACGAGUCAUGGUUAUCUUCUGUGGGCACGCAUUUCUGUGGAGUUCCGAUCUUAAAUCUUCUUUUCUAUCUUCACGAAGAGUUCAUUCGUGUAUUUGAUUUUUCUUUUUCUUUUGAUCAGCACCUUUCUCCAGAUUCAUGUCAAAUGGUCUAGGUAGUGUGUCUGCGGGUCUCUACACUUCUUUGUACAUAGCAUAUGACGAUGUCCUAUCGGAGGAAAUUUACGAGUUUUCACUGUUCAAA
Molecule: messenger RNA, 1857 nt
Organism: Aureobasidium pullulans EXF-150
Lineage: Eukaryota; Fungi; Ascomycota; Dothideomycetes; Dothideales; Saccotheciaceae
Product: glycoside hydrolase
Exons: 2
Coding region: 278-1585 (435 amino acids)
Biological process (GO): carbohydrate metabolic process; cell wall organization
Cellular component (GO): extracellular region; fungal-type cell wall; cell surface
Molecular function (GO): 1,3-beta-glucanosyltransferase activity; glucan endo-1,3-beta-D-glucosidase activity
Source: RefSeq, a predicted model, not a curated record